AUGGGUGUAUACAUGAAUAUGAAAUUCCCUCGAAUCUCCAGGAAAGACACAGUAUCUUCCUUCAGUCAACAGGACAAGGACGCCGCAGAGGCACUGGCAAGACAGAAACGUCUAGAGGCCUUCUCAGCCAAAUCUCAUGUUUUCAGACGGACACCCAGCAAACGCAGUUUCAAGCGAGAUGAACUGUACUCUGCCAUAGACUCAGCCAUUCGGAGCGACAGCUCACUAGGCAUGCUAGAGUACCUGUUAACGCAGCUCAGGGAGACCAAGUCGAAGAAGAGCUUUUUCAAAACCCAGGAAGAUCCAAUGGCUCUUGACAUGACCGACCUCCUGAGACUGGCCACAGAGAAGAGAAACUCGAGCUUUCUGGAGAUUCUAUCUCCUCAUGUCGAUCAAUGGGGCCUUGAUGCGGCCCUGGGCCUUGCAGUUGCAAGCAUGGAUUUGCAUUGUAUCAAGGCGUUGCUGCAGAACGGAGCGGAUCCCAAUGCGUGCCACCAACAAUUCAUCACAGCCGUCGGUAACGGGCACGUUGCCGUCGUUGAGAUGUUAGCUGGAACCGAGAAGAAGCUUGAUAGCGCUUGUCUGGACGAAGCGCUUCCAGUGGCGGUAUCGAUAGGAUCUAUGCGGUUAAUUAUGUGUCUGCUGCAUAACGGGGCGAACGCGGACACUGACCAAAUCCUGGAAACUGCCGUCCGAGCUGGGAGACUUGAUAUUUCUGCUGCCCUUGUGCUCGCCAGUCGACCUCCUUCUCAUGUCUCACUUGAUUGUGCGGCCGGAGUUGCCUACCAUUCAAACAACCUUAGCUGUGAGGAACGGGAUUCACUGCUGGAAUUGCUCCUUUGCGCUGGCGCGAACGGAGACUGUGUCGCGCGAGCUUUAGUGAGCUCUGUUGUCGCCAAUGAUAAGCGAUCUGUGUCUCUUAUCGUCUCAUACAAUGGAAACGUCACAUAUAACUCCUGCGAAGCCAUCAUAGCCGCCAUCAAGGGGGGAAACUUACACUUACUGGAUAUCCUGUUUAAGGGUGAAAUCGAUCCCGACGCUGCCUCCAUCGCGCUCUCUAGAGUUCCUGAGGUUGCAUCAAACCUAUCUCAGACAAAAAAGCUAUCACUUAUUGCUCACUUUGUAAAAUGUGGCGCGUACGGAAACCCACUAAAUCAAUGCCUUGUUGAUGCAGUACAGAAGAAUGAACGGAGCUUGGUGGACUUGUUGGUUCAAUACAAUGCUUCAGUUGACUAUGAUGACGGUCAUGCACUACGACUGGCUAUUUCAUCCGGAGCCCUUCCCACUUUCAGGAAACUCAUGGAGGGGAAGCCUUCUCAAGUUACUCUGGGGCAUUGCAUCGGCCUCCUACCUUCUUUACAGCCACGGCUACAGUUUACGGUUGCCCAGGAUCUGUUAACAGCCGGUGCAAGGGGCGAAGCAGUUAACAAAUUACUUAUUGGGGCCGUUCAAAGUGAAUUCCCCGCCGAGAGAGAACAGCUUAUCGAACUUCUCGUGAGUCACGGCGCAGAUGUGGAUGCUCAAAAUGGCAAUUGCUUGGUACAAGCCGUGAAAAUAGGAGACGUCAUUGUACUGAAAUUGUUGCUUCAAGGGAGACCCUCAUCAUCUUCCCUUUCAAGAGCGGUUGUUCCGGCAGUCUCUUUACGAGAUAGAAUCCUACGUUUCUCUAUUCUAGACCUCCUCCUUAACUCCAGGGAGGCUAGCGGGCCUCAAAUUAACCAAGAGCUGGUUACACUGCUUAAAGAGAAUCCGCUUGAUAUCGUGGCAGUGAACUUAUUCCUUGACAAGGGGAAAGCGGAUAUCAACUCGAAUAAUGGGGAGCCUAUCAAACAAGCAUGUCGAAUUAAUGAUCCUGAGCUACUAAAGAUUCUUUUGCAACACCAGCCUUCUGUUGAUGCACUAAACGCUGCCUUCCCUGUUGCUCUGUCAUCGCAGGACACCUCAGCCCGAUACAAGAUAUGCAAUAAGCUUCUUGCAGCUGGGGCUAAUGGAGAAGCACUGGAUUCAGGACUCGUCGCAGUUCAGCAGAGCCCACCGGCCGAUCCCCGUCUCAUUGAGUUGUUAUUGUCAUACGGUGCAGAUAUCAACUAUAAUGGAGGGGCAGUUAUCCAGAGAGCAAUCGAUAUGUCUGAUGAGAGACAACUGGCAUUGCUGGUAUCGAGAUUUCCGACGACAUUGACCCUUACACUGGGAUUGGAGCGGCUACUGAAAAUUGACACCCAAAAGCGAAACGAAAUGGCGAAGAUUCUUCUGGAUGCAUCACAAAAUCGUAUCCCUGAGGCCCUGGAUAGCCUGCUGGCAGAAGCAAUCCUCUUAAAUAAGGGGGAUGUUACUUUCCUGAAGAUGAUAAUCCAGUAUGGCGCUUCUGUGAAUUACCAGCAAGGUGCUGCCAUUUUAAAUUCCAUAAAGGGACGACGAUUUGAUGUUUUUAGCCUUCUACUGGAUCAGCAGGCCAACCAAGGGACACUUGAAGAGGCAUUCAAAGCAUGCUGGACUUUGAGAGGUACAGAGCGCCUGUCAUAUACUUCACGAGUAUUAGAAGGCGGUUACAAAGGCGAUCUGCUUGAUGCAGCGCUACUUGAAGUUGUUGAGGAGGCACCCUGCAGCCAUGAAGCUGUUAAAUUGCUUCUUACCCACGGAGCAUCCGUGCAUUACAAUCGAAGCCAAAGUUUAGUUCAUGCAGCAAUGGCUAAGGAUAUUCUGACCUUGGGCCUUCUCUUGGAAGCUGUGUCAGACAGGGCGGGCGUCACUUAUGCCUUUGGUAAACUGAUAUCUACGGAUAGCAGCAACUGGCUAACCAAGACUGGAUACUCAACUGUGGAGUUGCUUCUUCAGAAUGGAGCAUCCGGAGAAGUAUUAAGUCUUGCCUUAAUCGCCGCCAUCGAGACCUCCGACUCCAAUCCAAAAUCUCCUAAUUUCGUGGAGCUUUUCCUUCAGCACAAGGCCAACGUAGAUUACCAGGAUGGUCGUGCGAUAACAGCUUCCAUUUCAGUCGGAAAACCUCAGUUAACCAAGGAAAUACUGAAAUCGAGUACCUCAAGCCAGAAUAUUAACGCGGCGUUUUUAUGCAUUUUCAGCUCUGACUUGACUGAAGAUAUCGCUAUUGAACUAUUCGACAUUUUCACCAAGAUGAAUUUAGAUAUCCAGGCUCUGAAUGGCAAUGUAUGGUCCUCAGGUGAUGAAAGCGGGCUUCAUGAGCCUGUUACAUUUCAAUGUCUGAGGAAAUGGCCCCGUGGUUACAAGCUUCUAGGGCGUCUACUUGAAGCAGGAAUUCAUGUAGACAAACCAAUUUCCUAUGUGAUUGAUGAAGAACAUGGCUUUGAGCAGGUGUCACUUCUUUUAUGGGCACUUCUACAGCCACAACAAUUGAUCAGCCCUUAUGUAUUUGAAUGCCUUCUUAAGCAUGGAGUUGCUUCAGUAGACAGAACUCCAGAUGUUAUCCGAAAACUCAUUCAGCAUGGAGCAGUCGUUUCCGUGAUGGAUAAGCACGGUGUGACACCCCUCAUCCACGCCAGUAGGCGUGGUCAGCUAACAACUAUGCGCUGUCUCAUUGAUGCCGGUGCCAUGGUUGAUGACGGCAGCCUUCACGAAGCUUCAAGGGAGCUACAAUCGAGUGCUGUUCAACUUCUACUGGACCAUGGACAUAAUCCAAAUUUCCCUUCCAUGCUCCAUGAUGGACGCUGUGCUCUAGCUGAAUUGUGCCUCAGGGCUGAGUCACCAGGAACCUCGCUAGUUAAAACAAGACAGACAAUCGACGGGCUUAUAGCAGGGAAAGCUGACUUAACUAUCCAUAGCCAAGGGAAGCCACUCAUCUACCACGCCCUUGAUAAUCCCACAUCAUGUAUAAGCACGACAACUGCAUUACUCGCCAGCAAGAUGUGGCGGCUUAUCAAUAAUGAUUUCAAUCAUUACACCUGUGACGGAUAUGUUUAUUCACCGUCCACUUACGUGGCUAGAAGCCUUGCACAAAGCUCCUCAGAAUAUGGCCCUGAACUUCUUCGAAUCCUAAAAGCCAACGGUUGCAAAGAUGUGUUCUAUAAAUGUGAUGGACCUCAACCACCAGAUAUGGUUGGAGCACCCCCUGAAGUGAUCGCAGAAGAGAAACGACGCAAAAAUCGCCUCCAGCGUAUGCAAGAACAAGAGGAAGACCACCAAAUAUCUCUACAGCGUGAGCGUGAUGUUGCUGACCAGCAGCACCAAAUAAUGGCACGCACACACCAGCUCCGAACUCUACAUGAUCGCGAGACCGCAGAUGAACGAGACGCAGCAGCCGAGAGAUCCAACAAGCUCCAACUCCGCCUCGAAGCAGAAUCAGCUUCUCAGCGUCAACAUUUCGCAAGCCAACAACAUCUAGCGGAUCAAGAGCAGCUGCGUAUGAUGAACCAACUUCGUCUAGAGGCUUCUGAGAGGCAGGGGAGGUUACAAAUAGAAAAUGACAAACUCAUGGCCCAUACCCAACAUAACCUCUUAGAGGCUAAGAUGGCAGUGGAGUCGAGGAGGAUUAAAGAGCUUGAAGCUGCCAAUGAGAGGCAGUAUCAUAGAGAUUCAGACUUACUGUCACGUCAAGAACGAAUAUUAGCUGAUCGGAAGGCCUUUAUGACGGUACCUACGGCCGCCCCAGGGGACGAGGGAUCAGGCUUGUCGAUGCCAGAGCCUCAACGACAACUCACUUACACUGGUUCUGAGUUAGAUUGA
Messenger RNA from Microsporum canis CBS 113480, 4695 nucleotides. RefSeq lists its product as hypothetical. Bases 1 to 4695 code for a protein of 1564 amino acids. NCBI's taxonomy places the organism in Eukaryota, Fungi, Ascomycota, Eurotiomycetes, Onygenales, Arthrodermataceae. The record is from RefSeq and is a predicted model, not a curated record. The transcript is spliced from 2 exons. Gene Ontology annotation, molecular function: protein binding.